Patella vulgata (common limpet) is the source of this 776-nucleotide messenger RNA. RefSeq names its product insulin-like growth factor 1 receptor. Gene Ontology annotation, molecular function: insulin receptor activity; insulin receptor substrate binding; ATP binding. Gene Ontology annotation, cellular component: axon; insulin receptor complex. The transcript is spliced from 7 exons. The record is from RefSeq and is a predicted model, not a curated record. Gene Ontology annotation, biological process: positive regulation of MAPK cascade; protein phosphorylation; cell surface receptor protein tyrosine kinase signaling pathway. Bases 96 to 776 code for a protein of 226 amino acids. Lineage: Eukaryota; Metazoa; Mollusca; Gastropoda; Patellidae.
AUAUAUCCGUGACCGUUGUCUCUGCUAUAUUACUUAUAACAAUCGUUGCACUCACUGUCUGGUUCUUAACUCAAUCUAAGGUCAAGGCCGAAAACAUGACAACCAUUUCCUACAAUCCAGCUUAUGCCGCUAUCUGUGGUAUAUAUUAUGCAGAUGAAUGGGAAUUAGCCAGGGAUCAGGUUGAAUUUGUGAAGGCAAUUGGUAAAGGAACAUUUGGUAUGGUGUGGGAAGGUGUACUAAAUGAUGAACUUGAUCAAAGUAAUAAAACAAGAGUAGCUAUAAAAGUUAUGAAUGGAAAUGUAAGUUGGUAUGAUAGACGAAACUUUCUAAAAGAGGCCUCUAUAAUGAAAGCCUUUAAUUGUCAUCAUGUAGUAAAACUCUUGGGUGUUGUAUCAAAAGGACAACCAGCUCUAGUUAUAAUGGAAUUAAUGGUCAAUGGAGAUUUACAGAAGUUUUUACGUCUUCACAGACCGGAUGCUGAGGGAGAGAAUUGCUUACCACCACCAACUUUAAUGGAAAUUUUACAGAUAAUAGGACAAAUAGCUGAUGGAAUGGCCUAUUUAACGGAUAAAAAGUUAGUUCACAGAGAUCUAGCUGCCAGAAAUUGUAUGGUGGCACAAGAUAAUUCGGUGAAAAUAGGGGAUUUUGGUAUGACCCGAGAAAUAUAUAAAACUGAUUAUUAUAGAAUUGGUGGGAAAAGUCUUUUACCAGUUCGUUGGAUGGCACCAGAAUCAUUAAAAGAUGGUAUAUAUACCAAUAUGUCUGAUGUCUGGUAA